AUGUCCAGUGACCAAAUUCCCAAAUUGCCGGUUUCUGACCCACAGGCAAGGAAACACACGGCAAAGCUCCAUCAAGUAUUGGUCAACUUCUUUACUAAAGCUGCUCAAAUCAUUUUAGAUUCCCGAUCGUCAAGCUCGGAAUUGUCGUUGUAUUCAAAUUCUGACUUAUCGUCUGCUGCAACAACAUCACAGCCAUAUGCAGAUGGUCACGGGCACGGUCAAGGUCAUAAUCAAGGGCACGGGCACGGCUAUGCACAUCCACAUCCACAUGCCGAGGAUCCAGUUGUCAAAAUCAAUAAAUGGUUUAAUCUACAUAUGAUUUCGACUUCUGCAACGUCCAAAGAUGAUUUGAAACUAUGGAAAAACCCAGAGGUAAUUACCCUACCACCGAUGAUUAUUGAAACUUAUCUAGAUCUCAGGCAAUUGCCAUCAAAUCAAACUUUGGUUCUAUUCGAUGAACAAAAACAUCCGUGGACGGUUGUGAAACCAAAUGGCAAAAAGCAAGAAGUUGUAUUGGAAAGAUGGCUCAUUGAGUUUGAUCAAAGUUCGCAGUCGGAUAAAAUCAUCUUGGAUGAAUUGCCCUUGAUCUAUAAACAAGCAAUUAUAUUGUUUAGAACAAUUUACGGUUUUUCAAGAUUGAUGCCUGCUUAUAAAUUGAAAAAGAAGAACCCCUCGAAUAAGUUGUCCUUGGGCAACAAGAUUCUCGACGGCAAUCAACCCAUCAGCUCAAAGGGAAGAAUCGGAUUAUCCAAACCCAUUGUAAAUAACAACAUCAUCAAUGAAUCUGAAUCUCACAUGACUCAAAAGAAUUUCAAACCCAUCAACACAAGUCUUGGUAUGUUGAAAAUCUCAAUCGCGUAUAGAAACCACUACGAUUUCUGUUUACAUGAACACGAAGAAGUGCUUUCUGUUCAUUUUACCAAGCACGAUGAAGAUGCCAAAAAGAAACUAUCGUCGAUAUCUCCCUCGUCUUCCUUGGCUUCGUACAAGGAUCAAUCGUCACUGUUUAGUAAGGAUGUUUCGAAUUCACCAAAGACGAAAACUUCGAGACCAAAUUCAUUUAAAAUAGGUUCAAUUGGGAACUCGCCGCCAUCGGCUCAAGUUGCUGGUAAUACUACCAUCACAACUACUCCAACAGCUACAGGAACACCAACAACAACAACAACAGCUACAGCUACAGCUACAGCUACAAGCCAUGCCACUGUUCAGCCGCAAAAUAUGCAAGCAGUGCCGUUGGAGAGAAAAGUUUCCAUCACCAGUAGCAAGUCCAUUUCAAAUGCUUCACUAGCAGCAUUUUUGAGAAACCCCAGAAGCAGUACCCCGUCAGCAAGUAAUAUUCCCAUUUCGACGAGCAACAACAGCAACGCCAACAAUCCUUAUAGCACGUCGAUUCCCAGAUCAAUUGGAUCUUCCACUGGCCAAGAUGAAAUAUUUGUCAACCCAGAUAGUGCAAGCAAUACACCCCGAUUUUCCUCCUCGUUUGGAUCAAGAGCAAGUCGAAGAUUCAGUAAUACAAGUAUCAGACAGCAAACCCCUCAAUCGGACUAUUUCACUCAGGGCAAUAACAGUGUUGAUGCGGCAUUGAGCGGGCUAUAUGGAGACGACGAUAUAAGCGAUUUCGUGAGGAUGAUUGAUAGCACCUCGGAUUUGAAACUAUCAGGCGGGCAUAGUAGCUCCCAUGACUCGGACAGUCGAAUCAGGGCCAUACGAGAAGUGGAGGGAACCGAAAGCAAGAAUGAAUUGAAAAAGUAUCAACUGAUGAAAAAUAAACAUCAGCAAUUGAGUGAUAGUGUCAAUGCCAGUAUCAUUUUACAAUCAAGACAGAGCAGCCGCAAGAGCUCGUUGAAUUCACCGCCUGGUUCUUUUGAUCAAAACCAAGUGAUUGUCUCUUCAAGAAUGAGGGAGAGUUCAUCCAGGUCCAAUAGCGUCGAGCCUAAUCGGCCACUCAUUGUGUCGAGAUUCAACUCGAGCAAUGUUGCAUUGCCAUCAACGUCGACGUCGACGUCGACAUCCGUACCAGCUCCGGCGCCAGCACAAGCUCAAGCUCAAACACAUAAACCACAAACUCAAGCACAAGCACAAGCAAAUGCACACGCACACGCACACGCGCAUGCCGAUGCUCCACAUUUGAACAAGAUGUCGUCGGUACAUUCUACUGCUACUUCUGCUAGUGUCAAUAGAGACGGAGGAAGCAGAGUGAUGCCAAACAUGAAGAGCGGUGCAACAACCGUUGUAUCGGGACUAGCUACGAGCCCGUCGAUUUAUGAUUACCGAUCAGUUUCAUUGCGAAGCGGCGACAACUCCAAUGAUGACGAGCUAGGUUCGGCUCAUGACAAGUCCCGAAAAUCGUUGCGGAAAGAAGACGAAGACGAAGAUGAUUUACUCUUUACAAUGAGUGAUAUGAAUCCCAAAUGA
This is a messenger RNA of Lodderomyces beijingensis, 2415 nucleotides long. NCBI's taxonomy places the organism in Eukaryota, Fungi, Ascomycota, Pichiomycetes, Serinales, Debaryomycetaceae. The record is from the annotation of a GenBank genome assembly.